GUGCUACCUACAUAACUAACUGCUAUGAAAAUAAGAAAUAACUAAGAGAUUUUGCAAUGCUUCAUUGACUCUAAAUACCUGAUUUGUUUAGUGAACUGGCACUCUGUGGGCUAUUCGUUAAGCACAGCGUUGUGUAUAAUUUAUAAUAUUUUGAAGCCGAUUUGAUACUGUGUGCAUAUAUAGAAUUAAUAAAUCUGCUGAUGAAAGAACAAAGCAAAAAUAACUGAUUUAAUCCGAUUGCGGCGUAUAGGGAUACGAAAAAUAAAGCAGAAAAAACUGAAAAAAAAUAUAUAAAAAAAAACUGUGAAAAAACGCAAGAGUCUGCGCGCGUAUAAAGUGAAAUUUUUACGAUAGCGAAUGCUGCAGUAAACGUGGAGUUGGUACGCGUUUGCCUUUGGCAAAUAUUUGAACGCGCGUUCGUUUCCUGCUAUGUAUGGCUAAUCAGUUGUAAGCCAAUAAGUGUAGUAUCUUAGAAAAAGUGGCCAUAAAACAAAAAACAAAAUCGAGAAAUUAAAAAAAUAGAAAUUAGCGAAGGCUACAGACAACAAAGCAUUUUGCAAAAAAAAACGAAAUUAUUAAAAUUAUAAAAAAAAAAAACUGUCAGCAGCUGUCUGGAUGUUAUUUUAUGAACGGAAAGCUACGGAAAUUGAUGCGUCUUCUUCCCAGUAAUCAACUUUAAAAGUGUUUAUUAAAGAAAAAAAAAACAUAUUAAAAAUAAUUAAACUGGCUGCAAAUCGCAUAAAUCAGACGGCGUGAAGUGGUUAAAGCAUCGCAAAAUGAGCGGUUCAACGGCGGCCAGUUUAAAAUGGCUGUCCGCUAUUUAUUUUCUGGUUUUAUUAGUCAUUACCUCGAAAACAACGAAAACAUAUGCAGCUAUUGAAGAGGGAUUCUCGUGUCCAAAUGGUUGGGAAUUGCGUGGCCUUAACUGUUAUAAAUACUUCAACAUUAAACAUUCAUGGGAAAAGAGCGCUGAGCUGUGUCGAAGAUAUGGCGCCGAACUGGUGGCAAUCGACACGUACGCGGAGAACAAUGACACGCUCGCUAUUGCGCGCAGCAAUGAUCCCAACCGUCGUGCCUCCGACAAGUACUGGCUCGGUCUGGCAUCGCUGGAUGAUCUGCGCACCAACACGCUGGAGUCUGCCUCGGGCGCACUCAUCUCCCAAUAUUCGGGCUUUUGGUCGCUCAAUCAACCCGAUCCCAUGUCCGGUGAGUGUGUGGCCGCCACCUUCGCCUCGCGCAUGCAGUCUUGGAAUUUGGAUACCUGCGAUAGUUUACUGCCCUUUAUGUGUCGCGCACCCGCCUGUCCGCAGAACUCCAUACACUGCUCGAAUGGCUUGUGCGUGAAUCAGGCGUUCAAGUGUGAUGGCGCUGACGAUUGUGGUGAUGGUUCGGAUGAGUUGGACUGCCCGGCGCAGUGUCACUAUCAUAUGCAAUCGGGCGGUGAUGUCAUUGAGACACCCAAUUAUCCGCACAAAUAUGGCGCGAUGAGCAAGUGUAAGUGGACGUUGGAGGGCCCGUUGGGCAGCAAUAUCAUACUACAGUUUCAGGAUUUCGAAACGGAGAAGACUUUCGAUACGGUGCAAGUGUUGGUCGGUGGUCGCACCGAGGAUAAGUCAGUGUCGCUGGCGACGCUGAGCGGUAAGCUGGAUUUGACUAUGCAACCAUUUGUGUCUGCGUCCAAUUUCAUGAUCGUGAAAUUCACUACUGAUGGCAGCGUGGAGCGUAAAGGUUUUCGCGCCACUUGGAAAACGGAAGCAAAAAAUUGUGGCGGCGUGUUGAAGGCGAAUCUGCAGCGUCAAACUUUGACCAGCCCCAAUUAUCCCAAGCAAUAUCCGGGCGGUUUGGAGUGUCUAUACAUAAUUAAGGCACAACCGGGACGCAUUAUUUCUAUCGAAGUGGAUGACUUGGAUGUGGCUGAAGGUCGUGAUAUGCUGCUGAUACGUGAUGGUGAAUCACCGAUGAGUCGACCCAUUGCACGCUUAACCGGCAACGCUAAUGACAACGAGAAGGUUAUUAUUUCCACUGGCAGCUCGUUGUAUUUGUACUUCAAAUCUAGUCUGGGUGAGUCUGGCAAGGGCUUCAGCUUGCGGUACAUACAAGGUUGCAAGGCCACGAUUACGGAACGCAAUGGCACUGUCACCUCGCCGGCUUAUGGACUGGAGGACUAUCCGAAGAAUCAGGAAUGUUACUUCACCAUACGCAAUCCGAGCGCUUCACCACUGUCGCUGAAAUUCGACAAGUUCAUGGUGCACAAGAGCGAUUUCGUGCAAGUCUAUGAUGGCUCAUCCACUGCAGGUCUGCGUUUGCACUCAGGUGACGGCUUCACUGGCACCGUGGCGCCCAAACUUACCUUGACCGCUUCGUCAGGGGAGAUGCUAAUUAAGUUCACCUCGGAUGCGCUGCACAAUGCGGCGGGUUGGUCUGCGACAUUCUCGGCUGACUGCCCUGAGCUGAAGCCAGGUAUUGGCGCUUUGGCGUCGAGCCGCGAUACAGCUUUCGGCACUGUGGUCAAGUUCACUUGCCCGAUUGGACAAGAGUUUUCCACCGGCAAGAAUAAAAUCGUCACCGAGUGUAUGAAGGGUGGCAACUGGAGUGUGUCUUACAUACCAAAAUGUCAAGAGGUCUACUGCGGUCCCGUGCCACAAAUCGACAACGGCUUCUCGAUCGGCUCAUCGAAUGUGACGUAUCGCGGCGUUGCGAUGUAUCAAUGCUAUGCUGGUUUCGCUUUUGCCUCGGGCGCACCUAUCGAAAAGAUUUCCUGCUUGCCCGAUGGCCGUUGGGAGCGCACACCUACUUGCAUGGCUUCUCAGUGCUCACCACUGCCUGAAGUAGCGCACGCCAAUGUGACGUUGCUCAAUGGCGGAGGGCGCAGCUAUGGCACCAUCGUUCAAUACGAAUGUGAAUCGGGUUACGAACGCACUGGUCACCCUGUAUUGAUAUGCAUGUCGAACGGCACUUGGAGCGGUGAUGUGCCACGCUGUACGCGCAAGCGUUGCUACGAGUAUCCGGAAAUCGACAACGGAUUUGUCGUAGACGCAGCACGUCCGUAUUACUUUGGUGACGAUGCACGCGUGCAGUGCUACAAGGGUUACAAGCUGAUCGGCAGCAAUAUUAUACGCUGCAAUUCGGAGCAAAUCUUUGAGAAUCCACCAACUUGUGAGGACAUCAACGAGUGCACGUCCACACAAUGCGAUUUGGCGACUACAGAAUGCAUGAACACGAAUGGUUCGUUCCACUGUCAGUGUCGCGGCGGUUUCGCGCCGACGCCUGAGUGUCGUCCAGUCGGCGAUUUGGGCUUGGCUAAUGGUGGCGUACCCGAUGACAGCAUAAUGACUUCUUCUAGCGAGGAAGGUUACACAAAGGGCUUGGUGCGUCUCAACUCUGCCGGCUGGUGCGGUGCGCUUGUAGAACCGGGCGCCAAUUGGAUUUUGAUCGACCUUAAAGCGCCAGCUAUUCUACGUGGCUUCCGUACAAUGUCCGUGCAACGCUUUGACGGUAAUGUGGCCUUCACCUCGGCCGUACGUCUACAAUACACCGACGAUCUGACUGAUGUGUUUAAGGACUAUACAAAUCCCGAUGGCACAGCUGUGGAAUUCCGCAUAUUAGAGCCCACUCUGUCCAUUUUGAAUCUACCGAUGCCGAUUGAGGCGCGCUACAUACGCUUCCGCAUUCAGGACUACGUGGGUGCGCCUUGCAUACGCAUGGAAUUGAUGGGCUGUACGCGUUUGGACUGUGUGGAUAUCAAUGAAUGCGCGAAGAAUAAUGGCGGCUGUGAUCAGAAAUGUGUUAACGCACCCGGCAGCUAUGCUUGUUCCUGCAAUACAGGUUAUCAGCUCUUCACAGGCAAUGGCACGGCUGGAUUUAGCAUUGAACGGUCAGAGACGGGUGAACGCGAUGGCGAUAGCUAUCAGCGCAAUAAGACCUGCGUGCCGCUCAUGUGCCCUCCGCUCCUAGAGCCAGAGAAUGGCAAGCUGUUGACCGACAAGAAUGAUCAUCAUUUUGGUGAUAUUGUGCGCUUCCAAUGCAAUUUCGGCUAUAUUAUGUCCGGCAGCGCGGCUGUACUUUGCCUCUCGAACGGGCAGUGGAAUGCCACUGUGCCCGAGUGUAGUUACGCCAAAUGUGUAUCGUUGCCCGAUGACAAACUCGAGGGUCUUUCUGUUGAGCGUCCAGAUCCAGAGUCGGUGUUACUACCAUUCCGCGAUAAUGUGACCAUCACUUGUAGUUCCGCAGGCCGGAAGCUGCGUAACACUGCCACCUCCGGGUUCCGUCAAUGUGUGUAUGACCCCAAGCCUGGGUUGCCUGAUUAUUGGCUGUCCGGUUCGCAGCCUUCUUGUCCACGUAUCGACUGCUAUCAGCCAAUGCCAACACCUGGCGCUGAGUAUGGUCAAUUCGUGGACACGCGCUUCCAGAGUUCUUUCUUCUUCGGUUGCCAAAAUACUUUCAAGUUGGCCGGUCAAACGUCUCGUCAUGAUAAUGUUGUGCGUUGCCAGUCCGAUGGCAUCUGGGACUUUGGUGAUUUGCGCUGUGAGGGUCCUGUUUGCGAAGAUCCUGGUCGCCCUAGCGAUGGCCGUCAAAUAUCGCGCAGUUACGAGCAGAGCUCGGAGGUAUACUUCGGUUGCAAUCGCCCCGGUUACAUACUGAUUAAUCCACGUCCGAUUACCUGCAUACGCGAGCCUGAGUGCAGAGUUAUCAAGCCACUGGGUGUGACCUCGGGCAAGAUACCCGAUUCUGCUAUUAAUGCGACUUCCGAGCGUCCAAACUACGAAGCGAAGAAUAUACGCUUGAACUCGGCAACUGGCUGGUGUGGCAAGCAGGAGGCUUUCACCUACGUGAGCGUAGAUUUGGGACAGAUACACCGCGUCAAGGCGAUUUUGGUGAAAGGUGUGGUCACCAAUGACAUUGUGGGUCGCCCCACCGAGAUACGUUUCUUCUACAAGCAAGCCGAGAAUGAAAAUUAUGUCGUCUACUUCCCCAACUUCAAUCUAACUAUGCGCGAUCCCGGCAACUAUGGUGAGCUAGCGAUGAUCACAUUGCCUAAGUAUGUGCAGGCACGUUUCGUUAUUUUGGGUAUCGUCAGCUAUAUGGAUAAUGCUUGCUUGAAAUUCGAGCUCAUGGGUUGCGAAGAGCCAAAGAAGGAGCCACUAUUAGGCUACGACUAUGGCUAUUCGCCUUGCGUGGACAACGAGCCGCCUAUCUUCCAGAAUUGCCCACAACAACCGAUUAUUGUGCGUCGCGACGAGAACGGCGCUGUGCUGCCAGUCAACUUCACCGAACCCUCAGCCGUUGACAAUUCCGGCUCCAUUGCACGUCUCGAAGUUAAGCCGCAAAACUUUAAAACACCGUCGUAUGUGUUCAAGGAUACCGUUGUGAAAUAUGUUGCCUUCGAUUAUGACGGCAACGUUGCCAUUUGUGAGAUUAACAUCACCGUGCCAGAUGUCACACCUCCACUGCUGCAGUGCCCACAGAGUUAUGUCAUUGAACUGGUCGAUCGGCAAGAUAGCUACAACGUCAACUUUAACGAUACACGUAAACGCAUUAAGACCUCCGAUGACUCUGGUGAUGUGCGCAUCACAUAUACGCCAGAACGCGCUCUCAUACCGAUCGGCGCCUAUGAGAAUGUCACUGUUACCGCCAUCGAUAAAUUCAAUAAUCGUGCCUUCUGCCACUUCCAAGUGUCAGUGCAAGCUUCGCCGUGCGUGGAUUGGGAGCUACAACCACCCGCAAACGGUGUUAUUAACUGCCUGCCUGGUGAUCGCGGUAUUGAGUGCAUUGCCACCUGCAAACCCGGUUUUCGCUUCACCGAUGGCGAGCCCUUGAAGUCAUUUUCCUGCGAGACCUCGCGUCUAUGGAAACCCACCUCUGUGGUUCCCGAUUGUGUAUCGGAGAAUACCGAACAAGCCGAUUACCAAGUCACUGCCACCGUCACCUAUCGCGCCAAUGGCGCUGUUGCGCAGGCCUGCCUCGGCCAAUACCAGGAAAUGUUGUCGCAGCACUACGCCGGUUUGAAUCAGCUGCUGUCGCAACGUUGCUCAGCCGUUAAUGUGAACAUGAAUGUCUCCUUCAUUAAAUCAGUACCCAGCUUGAUGGAGGAAAAUGUGGUUAAGAUGGAUUUCAUACUCUCGAUUUUACCCGCAGUUAGACAACCACAACUCUACGAACUCUGCGGCUCCACGCUUAAUCUAAUAUUCGACUUGAGUGUGCCCUAUGCUAGCGCCGUUAUCGAUUCUCUCCUGAACAUCUCCAAUAUUGGCAACCAAUGUCCGCCACUACGCGCGCUAAAGAGCAACAUAUCGCGCGGUUUCACUUGUAGCAUCGGCGAAGUGUUGAAUAUGGACACCAGUGACGUGCCACGUUGUCUUCAUUGUCCGGCGGGCACAUAUGUGAUCACUGGCCAAAGUGUUUGCACGAACUGCCCACGCGGCUACUAUCAGAAUCGCGACCGUCAAGGCACCUGCAUGCGUUGUCCAGCUGGCACUUACACGAAGGAAGAAGGCUCCAAGGCUCUCAGUGACUGCAUACCCGUCUGCGGCUAUGGCACAUACUCGCCGACUGGUCUAGUGCCCUGCUUAGAGUGUCCACGUAGCUCUUACACUGCUGAACCGCCAAAUGGUGGCUUCAAGGAUUGCACGGCUUGCGCGCAAAAUACAUUUACUUUCCAGCCGGCAGCUUCCACAAAAGAUUUGUGUCGUCAAAAAUGUCCAGCCGGCUUCUACUCCUACACCGGUUUGGCACCCUGCUCGCCCUGCCCUGCGAACUACUACCAGAGCGCGAUCGGCGCACAGACUUGCAAUGAGUGCCCGACAAAUAUGCGCACAGAUGGUCCGGGCGCUAAAGGACGUGAGGAAUGCAAACCUGUGGUUUGCGGCGAGGGCGCUUGCUUGCAUGGCGGUUUGUGCGUACCGAUGGGUCAUGGCGUGCAGUGCUUCUGCCCAGCUGGUUUCUCGGGCAGACGUUGUGAGAUUGACAUCGACGAAUGCGCUUCACAACCUUGUUACAAUGGCGGUUCCUGUACCGAUCUGCCACAAGGCUAUCGCUGCGAAUGCCCGGCCGGUUACUCGGGCAUAAAUUGUCAAGAGGAAGUGAGCGAUUGCAGCAAUGAUACCUGCCCAGCACGCGCUAUGUGCAAGAAUGAACCAGGCUAUAAGAACUUUACCUGCUUGUGUCGCAGCGGCUAUACUGGCGCGGACUGUGAUGUGACCAUCGAUCCCUGCACCGCAAAUGGAAACCCGUGCGGCAAUGGCGCAAGUUGUUUGGCCUUACAACAGGGCCGUUACAAGUGUGACUGCCUUCCCGGGUGGGAAGACAUACAUUGCGAGCAGAAUAUCAACGACUGCGCAGAGAACCCAUGUCUAUUGGGGGCGAAUUGUACAGAUCUGGUGAAUGACUUCCAAUGCUCUUGCCCGCCUGGCUUUACCGGCAAACGCUGCGAGGAGAAGAUCGACUUAUGCCUGUCAGAGCCUUGUAAACAUGGCACCUGCGUGGACCGCCUCUUUGAUCACGAGUGUGUUUGUCAUCCGGGUUGGAGCGGUGAUGCUUGCGACAAAAACAUUGAUGACUGCGCCGACAGUCCGUGCGCAAAUGAAGGCGUCUGCGUGGACUUAGUGAACGGCUAUAGCUGCUCAUGCGAGCCCGGCUACACCGGAAAGAACUGUCAGCAUACAAUUGAUGACUGCGAAUCGAGCCCUUGUCAGAAUGGCGCAACAUGCGUGGAUCAAUUAGAUGGCUUUACUUGUAAGUGCCGCCCUGGCUUUGUUGGACUCAGCUGCGAAGCCGAAAUCGACGAGUGCCUGAGUGAUCCUUGCAACCCUGUGGGUACUGAACGUUGUCUAGAUUUGGAUAAUAAAUUUGAAUGCGUGUGUCGCGAAGGCUUCACAGGCGCCUUCUGUGAAACGGAUAUUGAUGACUGUGAGUCCAAUCCUUGCUUGAAUGGUGGUCAAUGUCGCGAUCGUGUUGGCGGCUUUGAGUGCAGUUGCAAUGAGGGUUGGCGCGGUGUGCGCUGUGAACGUCAGAUCACUUCCUGUGGAGGACAGUCACCUUGUCAAAAUGAUGCUAACUGCAUUGACCUUUUCCUGGACUACUUCUGUGUGUGCCCCAGUGGCACGGAUGGCAAAAAUUGUGAAACAGCGCCUGAGCGUUGCAUCGGUAAUCCCUGUAUGCAUGGCGGUAAGUGCCAAGAUUAUGGAUCUGGCUUAAAUUGCACAUGUCCAGCCGAUUUCUCUGGUAUUGGCUGUCAGUACGAAUUCGACGCUUGCGAUGCGCAUGUGUGCCAGAAUGGCGCUACCUGCAUUGACUACGGCAACGGCUACUCCUGCGCUUGCCCAACGGGCUAUACAGGCAAAAACUGUGAAGAAGAUAUCGUCGACUGCAAGGACAACUCGUGCCCGCCGGGCGCCACAUGCAUUGAUCUGACGAAUGGCUUCUACUGUCAGUGCGCCUUCAAUAUGACCGGCGAUGACUGCCGCAAGACCAUACAAGUCGAUUACGAUUUAUACUUCUCCGAUCCUUUGCGUUCCACCGCCGCUCAGGUGGUGCCAUUCUACACCGGCGAAUCCAACAGUUUGACCAUCGCUAUGUGGGUGCAAUUUGCGCAAAAGGAUGAUACUGGCAUCUUCUUUACGCUCUACGGCGUGCAAUCAGCGCAUAUAGCCAACAAUCGUCGGCUGCUGUUGCAAGCGCAUUCGAGUGGCGUGCAGGUUUCCAUCUUCGAAGAUCUACCCGAUGCUUUCCUCUCCUUCGGUGAAUACACAUCGGUCAAUGAUGGCCAAUGGCAUCAUGUAGCCAUACUGUGGGAUGGCGUGAGCGGGCAGCUGCAGCUGAUUACCGAGGGGCUUAUCGCCAGCAAAAUGGAAUACGGUGGUGGGCGCGCUAUGCCCGAAUACGCGUGGGCUGUACUGGGACGUCCGCAGCCGGAUGAUACUAAACAUUCGGCCUCCUAUGCCGAAUCCGGUUUCCAGGGAACAAUCACAAAAACACAAGUGUGGGGACGAGCGCUGGAUAUCACUUCGGAAAUACAGAAACAAGUGCGUGAUUGCCGCUCCGAGCCAGUGUUGUACCACGGACUCAUACUAAACUGGGCCGGAUAUGAGGUGACAUUAGGUGGCGUCGAACGUACGGUGCCAUCAAUGUGUGGACAACGCAAAUGUCCCAACGGCUAUCAGGGACCGAACUGCCAGCAGUUGGUUGUGGACAAAGAGCCGCCAGUUGUGGAACAUUGCCCUGGUGAUCUGUGGGUGAUUGCCAAGAAUGGUUCGGCGGUGGUGACAUGGGAUGAACCACACUUUAGCGACAAUAUUGGCGUAACAAAAAUUAUGGAACGCAAUGGUCACCGUCCGGGCACUACACUGCUUUGGGGCUCCUACGACAUAACCUAUGUGGCUUCUGAUGCGGCAGGCAACACGGCUACAUGCAGUUUCAAGGUGUCGCUGUUGACUGACUUCUGUCCACCUUUGGCAGAUCCAGUAGGUGGUGUGCAAGUCUGCAAAGACUGGGGCGCUGGCGGUCAAUUUAAGGUUUGUGAGAUAUCCUGUAAUCCUGGCCUACGUUUCUCUGAGGAAGUGCCUGAUUUCUAUACGUGCGGUGCCGAAGGUUUCUGGCGUCCCACGCGUGAACCAUCCAUGCCGCUUGUUUAUCCAUCGUGCUCACCUGCUAAACCGGCGCAACGUGUCUUCCGUAUCAAGAUGCUCUUCCCAUCGGAUGUGCUCUGUAACAAGGCUGGUCAAGGUGUAUUGCGCCAGAAGGUGACGAAUUCCGUGAACGCACUCAAUCGCGACUGGAACUUCUGCUCUUACUCGGUGGAGGGCACACGCGAAUGCAAGGAUAUCAAGAUCGAUGUCAAAUGUGAUCAUUAUCGUGCUGCUCAAAGUCAACGCGUCAGUCGCCAGGUGAAAGAUGGGGGUGUGUAUGUGAUGGAAGCAGAGAUUCCAGUGCUCAACGAAAGCGAUGAGGUCGAUACGCGCGGUCGGCAAGGACGCCAACAAGCUGGCGGCGAUACCUAUAUGCUGGAGAUACUCUUCCCAGCAGUGAACGACCCGGUCAUUCACUCGACCACAGGCGAACGUUCGACAGUUAAAAAUCUCUUGGAGAAACUCAUUCUGGAAGAUGAUCAAUUUGCUGUGCAGGAAAUUCUACCCAACACUGUGCCUGAUCCCGCCUCACUCGAACUGGGCUCGGAAUAUGCCUGCCCUGUCGGUCAGGUCGUCAUGAUACCCGACUGCGUGCCAUGUGCCAUCGGCACCUAUUACGAUACGGCCAACCAGACUUGUGUCGCCUGUGAACGCGGCACUUAUCAGUCGGAAGCCGGUCAGCUGCAGUGCAGCAAGUGUCCGGUAAUUGCUGGCCGUCCAGGUGUUACUGCGGGCCCGGGCGCACGCUCUGCCGCCGACUGCAAGGAACGCUGUCCUGCUGGCAAAUACUUCGACUCGGACACGGGGCUGUGCCGCUCCUGCGGUCAUGGCUUCUAUCAACCCAACGAAGGCUCCUUCGGCUGCGAGCUCUGCGGGCUCGGCCAGACUACACGCUCGAGUGAGGCUACCUCGCGCAAAGAAUGUCGCGAUGAAUGCAGCUCUGGUCAACAACUCGGCGUCGAUGGUCGUUGCGAACCCUGCCCACGCGGCACGUAUCGCACACAAGGUGUACAACCUUCAUGCGUUGGCUGUCCGCUGGGCCGCACAACACCAAAAGUGGGCGCCAACUCAGUUGAGGAGUGCACGCUGCCAGUGUGCUCACCCGGCACAUACCUCAAUGGCACACUCAAUAUGUGCGUGGAAUGCCGCAAGGGCUACUACCAGUCCGAAUCGCAGCAGACGUCAUGCAUACAAUGUCCGCCAAAUCAUAGCACCAAGAUCACAGGCGCCACCGCGAAGUCGGAGUGCACCAAUCCCUGCGAACACAUUGCUGAAGGUCGUCCACAUUGCGAUCCAAAUGCGUAUUGUAUAUUGGUGCCUGAAACGUCGGACUUCCAGUGCGAAUGCAAGCCUGGCUUCAAUGGUACCGGCAUGGAGUGCAUUGACAUGUGCGAUGGUUAUUGUGAGAAUUCUGGAACUUGCGUCAAGGAUUUGAAGGGCACACCAUCGUGUCGCUGCAUUGGCUCGUUCACGGGACCACAUUGCGCUGAGCGCUCAGAGUUUGCUUAUAUAGCGGGUGGUAUUGCGGGUGCGGUAAUCUUUAUCAUUGUAAUUGUGCUGCUCAUUUGGAUGAUUUGUGUGCGUUCGACGAAGCGUCGCGAUCCGAAGAAAAUGCUGACACCGGCCAUCGAUCAGACUGGCUCACAGGUGAACUUCUACUAUGGCGCACACACGCCAUAUGCGGAGUCUAUUGCGCCGUCGCAUCACAGCACUUAUGCGCACUACUACGAUGACGAGGAGGAUGGCUGGGAGAUGCCGAACUUCUACAAUGAGGCGUACAUUAAGGAUGGUGGUGGUCUUCAUGGCGGUAAAAUGAGUACAUUGGCGAGAUCGAAUGCCUCGCUUUAUGGCACUAAAGAAGACUUAUACGAUCGACUGAAACGACAUGCGUACACAGGCAAAAAACAGAAAAGAGCGACAGUGACAGUGAAGUCCAAUAAGCGCUACACAGCAGCAGCAGCAGCAGCAGCAGCACAAACACACACACAUGCGCACAUCUAAUAGUAGCCCAACAAUGGGAAGCAAUAAAAUUGUGGUCAUAAAACUAACGAAUCAGCGUCACUUAGUAAACUUAACGACGUUGAUACAUUGUAUUUAAAUGCGAAAUAGUUUUUAGCUUAGUCGUUCAAAUUUAGAAGUGAAGGGAAAUAGUGGUCGAGCAGUUAAGAGUUGAGUGGUAAAGGGGAAGGAACAAAAUGCGAAAUCACUGCCUUCGGUUAUGAAAAUCUACGAUGUUUUUAAAUACUCAUUAUAAAACAGCACAAAAUAUUUUUGAAAGAAAGCAAACAAAAACUAAACCAUGAAGAAAGCUUUAUAUUGAAUUGUUGUAAUUGAAAUUGUUUAAAUUUUUAAUAAUUUUUAAAAACACUGGCAUUUUUUCUUGAAGCACCUAAAAGUAUGCGAAACACAUUUAUUAAUUUGCAUAUGCGUUGUAUAAUAAUAAAAAUUUUUUGUUUUCACUUAAGCUUUUUAACUACAGAUUACAAUAUUUAAUGUGAAGCUUUUAAAGCUGCGUUAAUUAAAUUACAACAAUACGACGAAAUAGAAGUAAAAGGAAAACAAGACCAUGCGUAUUCUAUUAAGCUGCAAAAGAGCUUUGGGAAGCCCGAAAGUUGAAAAAAGCUCGAGAGUUGUGAAGCUUUUACCGAGUUUUUAGCAUUUUUCGGGUAACGCAUCUUUCGGGUUUUUUGAGUUCAAACACAAACACCAAUAACUUGCAGAAAGCUUGAAAGUCUCCCUGCUUUUACCAAGUUGUCAAAAUUUGUCGAGUUUGAAAUUUUACGGUUAUUUUCGAGUUUAAGUGAAUAUCCUCACAAA
Molecule: messenger RNA, 12440 nt
Organism: Rhagoletis pomonella (apple maggot)
Lineage: Eukaryota; Metazoa; Arthropoda; Insecta; Diptera; Tephritidae
Gene: uif
Product: sushi, von Willebrand factor type A, EGF and pentraxin domain-containing protein 1
Exons: 15
Coding region: 777-11624 (3615 amino acids)
Biological process (GO): Notch signaling pathway
Molecular function (GO): calcium ion binding; Notch binding
Source: RefSeq, a predicted model, not a curated record